AUGGCUAUUAUCUACAGGCCUCGUGCCGUAGAAACAAAGAAAACAAAGUGGAAUGGUAGAGGCCGCAAAGGUAAUCAGGGAGAGAAACAGAAACCUAAAGCGAAGGCGAAGGAAACAAAGGCAGAGAAGCAGAAGAGCGAAGCGAGGACGAAGGCAGUAAACGCAAAGAAGCAGAUUCUGAACAAGGAGAAGAAGAAGUAUAAUGUGAAAGGCAAAUCGCAGUUAUCGAAGAGGGAGUGGGAGAGUGGGAAAUUCACGGGCUCCGACUCCGAUACACCCAAGGCUCGAAAGUCAAAUCGGAAGAAGCAGCAAGGAAAGGAUACGUAG
Molecule: messenger RNA, 327 nt
Organism: Fusarium odoratissimum NRRL 54006
Lineage: Eukaryota; Fungi; Ascomycota; Sordariomycetes; Hypocreales; Nectriaceae
Exons: 1
Coding region: 1-327 (108 amino acids)
Source: RefSeq, a predicted model, not a curated record